AACUUUCGACGCCAUCUCAAGACAGACCACAGCUGUAAUCAACAACAACAAUAACACUGACCUUGACCUACUGAUGAACAUCACGCGCCAUCUUGUCCAGCUCACUGACCUAGUUCUGGAGUCUAACCACACGCCAGUGCCAGGAGACAUCCUGGGUGCCGCGAGCCUCCUACAAGACAUCACAGAGUCCCUGGACAAUGUGCCGGACAUCCAACUAGACAAGGCUUUAGACUUUAUGCAGGACUUUAUUGCAGUAGUGGACAACAUCGUGGAUCCAAAGACCGUGGACAUACUGGACAACGCCAGGACGGAUCUAGUAGAAAAUAUGGCCAGCAAGGUGAUACAAGCAACACAAAAUUUUGUGGUCAAGGUGCACCGGAAGUGUCCAGAUUUGGCACGACAGCUGUCCAGUCCGGCACCAUACAUGGAUGACAAGAUAAUUUAUUCCAGAACAGCGAGGAACUUAGAUAUUGUUAUCAGUGUCCCAUCUGACCGUGACGUCAUCCAGUCCACUAGCCUGUCCAGCAGCAUCGAGGUACCAAGAGAAAACCUCGUCACUUCCGGUGUGCUGUGUGUGUAUGUGGCCAGAUUUUUCAGCAUCAACAAAAUUUUCUCGCUCACUGAAACACGGGAUGAAAUAAAACCGAAAAACAAAAAUACCGUGGCGAGUGACGUCCUGACGUUCCAUGUUAUAGAAGGGGGCUCGCAGAAAAGAGAAUUCAGGAAACAUCAGGCUGGAGAUUCGUUUCAGAGACCAAUUGUCCUGACCUUCAGUCUUCCGGGGAAUUUGGACACUGACCACGAAGAGAGUUUGACUUACAUUUCUUACAUCGGCGCCACGCUGUCCAUCAUUGCAUGCCUCGUUUUGAUAGGGACCAUUAUUCAUUUCAGGUUAUAA
Physella acuta is the source of this 898-nucleotide messenger RNA. RefSeq lists its product as uncharacterized. The record is from RefSeq and is a predicted model, not a curated record. NCBI's taxonomy places the organism in Eukaryota, Metazoa, Mollusca, Gastropoda, Physidae.